GACUACACGUUGACCAUGUACUUCCAGCAGUAUUGGAGGGACAAGCGGCUGGCCUAUGCUGGGAUCCCCCUCAACCUCACGCUGGACAACCGGGUGGCCGACCAGCUCUGGGUGCCCGACACCUACUUCCUCAAUGACAAGAAGUCGUUUGUUCACGGCGUCACGGUCAAGAACCGCAUGAUCCGUCUCCAUCCGGACGGUACGGUUCUGUACGGACUGAGGAUCACCACCACGGCAGCGUGCAUGAUGGACCUGAGGAGGUACCCCCUGGAUGAGCAGAACUGCACCCUGGAGAUAGAGAGCUAUGGCUACACGACGGACGACAUCGAGUUCUACUGGAAGGGAGGCGACAACGCCGUGACCGGGGUGACGCGGAUCGAACUGCCCCAGUUCUCCAUCGUGGACUACAAGCUGGUGUCCAAAAAUGUGGUCUUCUCUACAGGUGCCUAUCCGCGACUGUCGCUUAGCUUCAAGCUGAAGAGGAACAUCGGCUACUUCAUCCUGCAGACCUACAUGCCCUCCAUCCUGAUCACCAUCCUGUCCUGGGUCUCCUUCUGGAUCAACUACGAUGCCUCCGCUGCCAGGGUGGCAUUAGGCAUCACCACUGUGCUCACCAUGACUACCAUCAACACCCACCUGAGGGAGACCCUUCCCAAGAUCCCCUACGUGAAGGCCAUCGACAUGUACCUGAUGGGCUGCUUCGUGUUCGUCUUCCUGGCCCUGCUGGAGUACGCCUUCGUCAACUACAUCUUCUUCGGACGGGGCCCUCAGAUGCAGAAGAAGCUGGCCGAGAAGGCUGAGAAGGCCAACCACGACCGGGUGAAAUUUGACUGCAACCAGGUGGACUCCCAGGGGAACAUCCUACUGACCACGCUGGAGAUCCGCAACGAGGUCGCGGGGAACGAAGUCCCCACGAUCAGCGUGGGGGAAACGCAGAACUCGUCCGCGUCCAUGAUGUUCGAUCACUCGGGGAUCCAGUUCCGACGGCAGAGCUCCCUCCGGCCGCCCGGGCGCCAGAGCACCGACCGCACGGCCACGCUGAAGAAGAGUCGACUGCGCCGCCGUUCGUCUCAACUGAAAAUCAAAAUCCCCGACCUGACGGACGUGAACGCCAUCGACAGAUGGUCGCGGAUCAUUUUCCCUGCCGCGUUCUCCCUCUUUAACAUGAUCUACUGGCUCUACUACGUGAACUAAAUAACCAAUGGGAUUUUUUUUCCAAACCCAUGCUUGUUU
Molecule: messenger RNA, 1233 nt
Organism: Hypomesus transpacificus
Lineage: Eukaryota; Metazoa; Chordata; Actinopteri; Osmeriformes; Osmeridae
Product: gamma-aminobutyric acid receptor subunit beta-3-like
Exons: 6
Coding region: 16-1194 (392 amino acids)
Biological process (GO): signal transduction; monoatomic ion transmembrane transport; regulation of membrane potential
Cellular component (GO): GABA-A receptor complex; membrane; neuron projection
Molecular function (GO): GABA-A receptor activity; neurotransmitter receptor activity; extracellular ligand-gated monoatomic ion channel activity
Source: RefSeq, a predicted model, not a curated record